ACCGGUGCAUUGCUCCCACCCAUCAACAUGGGCUUUCUGGUGGUCAUUCAUUAAACAGUUAAACAAACUGGUAGUACCAGCUCUCUCCGGUUUUAUCCGGUUGGGUCAAUUUUCUCGAGAAAAUCUCUUUCAUUCAUUUUCCCUGGAAACAAACACUCACCAAUCCCCGAUGCCAACCCUUCUUCUUCCCUCCCGCCGCGGCUUCACUUCAAUUUCAUCAUGGUAGUUGGCAUCUGCCGCCCUCGGACUUCCCCUUGGGAUCCGUCAAUGGAUCGAUGCUUCCAGAUUUUCCCCUGCCUCGUCGAUCCUGUUCAAAGGUCUACGUUGUGCUUGAAGCUUGCCUUAGUAGUGAUUCACCUGGUUUAUGUUGGUGUUAUCUUCUUAUUUGAUGGAGAUUUGAUAGAAAAAACUAAGAAGGAACCGUGGUACACUGCUAUAUACUUGCUGCUGUACAUUGUUACUCUAAUACAAUACUUUUCUACCUCUAUUUCCUCUCCAGGCUACGUUGUUGAUGCCAUGAGUGCUGUUAAUAAGAAAAAUGCAGUAUACACAAAGACACCAGAAACAUCAAAUCAACCAGCUUCGAGCAGAAAUGGGAGCUUCACUAUUGACAUGGAGGGAAAUCAAACUGGAAGAAAUAAUUUAGGAAGUAAUGCAACAUAUUGGUCAAAGUUGGUGGCAGAAUUGUAUCCUCUUCCAACAACAAUCAGAACAUGGUCAUGCACCUAUUGCGGCGUGGAGCAGCCUCCACGAGCAAAGCAUUGUCAUGAUUGUGACAAGUGUGUUCUUCAGUUUGAUCAUCAUUGUGUUUGGCUUGGUAAUUGCAUUGGCCAGGGUAAUCAUUGUCAAUUUUGGUGGUACCUUUGUGAAGAGACAGCACUCUGCAUCUGGACCUGUGUCUUGUAUAUUUCAUACCUGAAGGAUCACAUUACAAGUGUUUGGUGGCAGGAUGCGAUCAUGAUACUACUCUUGAUCAUUUUGUCAAUUUGUAUUGUCUUUCUGCUUCUCCUACUGCUAUUUCAUAGUUAUCUCAUUCUGACAAAUCAAACUACGUAUGAGCUCGUAAGGAGAAGACGGAUUCCUUAUCUAAGGUCAAUUCCAGAAAGAGUGCAUCCAUUCAGUAAAGGAAUUUGUAGAAAUAUAUACAACUUCUGCUGUGGAAGUAGAAGCUUCUUCGGUAUGGAGCCACUACCCACCCCUCAAGAGAUAGAGGAAAAGUCAAAACCGUACACAUGCUCGGAUGUUGCAACUUGUCGAUGUUGCUGAUGGUUGAAGUGUUGUAUAAGUAGAGAAGUCUUUUCCUCAACCGUUAAAUUGUGAGAAACAGAGUAUGUCAUGUAUGGGUUUGAUUAGAUGGGUAGGCGUUAACUUUAGGCUAUUUGGGAUAUAAUUCAUCUUGUUCUGUUAUUCAUUCUUUGCUUAAUUUUUGGAGGUUGAUGUCUCAAGUGUUGAUGUACAGUUACAUACAGUGCUGGUGUGUUCUUUUGCUUAUAUAGUUGUUAGUUUUUAGAUCUGGUUGCUAUCUAGCUAUUAUCAAACUGACUUUUGUCUGGAACCCAAGGGACAUAUAUUACUAUGUUACAAGUA
This is a messenger RNA of Lotus japonicus, 1587 nucleotides long. RefSeq names its product protein S-acyltransferase 10. The transcript is spliced from 11 exons. Gene Ontology annotation, cellular component: endoplasmic reticulum; Golgi apparatus. Bases 220 to 1266 code for a protein of 348 amino acids. Gene Ontology annotation, biological process: peptidyl-L-cysteine S-palmitoylation; protein targeting to membrane. Gene Ontology annotation, molecular function: protein-cysteine S-palmitoyltransferase activity. Lineage: Eukaryota; Viridiplantae; Streptophyta; Magnoliopsida; Fabales; Fabaceae. The record is from RefSeq and is a predicted model, not a curated record.